Toxotes jaculatrix (banded archerfish) is the source of this 2779-nucleotide messenger RNA. RefSeq names its product probable G-protein coupled receptor 82. Gene Ontology annotation, cellular component: membrane. Bases 596 to 1822 code for a protein of 408 amino acids. Lineage: Eukaryota; Metazoa; Chordata; Actinopteri; Toxotidae. Gene Ontology annotation, biological process: G protein-coupled receptor signaling pathway. The transcript has 3 exons. The record is from RefSeq and is a predicted model, not a curated record. Gene Ontology annotation, molecular function: G protein-coupled receptor activity.
GCUGUGCAGUCUGACAGCAGAGGGAAUGAAGGACCUGUGGCAGAGCUCCUUCCUAUACUGUGGAUGUCUCAGUCUGCUGAUGGAGGAGCAAAGCAAUAAAAGCAAUAAAAACGAAGAAUACGAAUUUGAAAAUGUUCAAACUGAAGUAAAACUCCAGAUCACUGAAAUAUGCUGAAGGUGUUCUGGUCUCUCUUCCCAUUCUGGUUCAUGUGCAGAACAGCGUAAAACAAGAACCAGACAGAAGCGGGCCUCGUUUAACACGGAUCAGGAUGAGAGCGAAGAAUUAACUCGAAUGAAUUAAAGUAUGAAAACCUCAUUUUAAAAAAGUGGGACCGAGAGCAUCAGAGUGCUGAGACUGACAAAUCUACAUUACACUAAAUUUACCAUGUGAGCAGAGAAUUCAGUGUCUUAUUCACCUGGACUUGGUUAGAAUCCAGACUUUAUUUGAUCAUGUGAUCUCGUCCUGUUGUAAUUUGAAACUCGAUCACAUAACAAUUAUAUGAUAUAACGAUCAUAUAACACGUCUGAAAGUUUAGACAGGUUUGUGUUAGCGUGACCUGAGUCACGGACUGAAUGAUGUUGUGUAGCAGAGCAGAUGUGUGUCUUUGUCCUCUCACUUCUCCCUUACUUCUGUGUUCUUACAGAUCAAAUGGAUUACACCUCAUAUGCUUCUCCGUCAGAUAACACUUCCUCCUCCUCCUCCUCUCUUUCCCUCUGUCCCAGUGCUGCCACACUCUUCUUCCUCCCCUCCGUAUACACGCUCCUCUUCCUCACCGCUCUCCCAGGCAAUGCACUGUCUUUGUGGGUGUUCCUGCGGUGCAUCUCCACCAUCUCCCCCACCCACAUUUAUCUGUCCCACUUGAGUGUCUCCAACCUGUUGCUGUCCCUCACCACGCCCUUCCUCGCAGCCUACUAUGCCUGGGGCCCGGUCUGGACACAGAGCGGCGUGCUGUGUCAGCUGGUCCUGCACGGUAUCACCCCAGUGCUCCACAUUAACGUCUACAUAAGCCUCAUGAUCCUCACUUGGGUGGCCCUCAGUCGAUUUGCCGCCCUCAUCCAGCACACCCACGCUUCCAGACCGAGCACCUGCACAACCCUGCUGCCACCCGCCUUCUUCACCCGUCUCACGAGGGCAUCCUUUGCCAGCAGGGUGUGUGCCUUGGUGUGGGUGGUGGCGGUGGGAGGCACUGUGCCAGUGACAGUUUACUACUCAGUGAAUGAAGCAAGGAGCGGCAACGCCACUGCAGCCGGCGGGUACGAAGAAGCUGAGAAAGGAGGAUGUAUGGAAGCGUGCUACAACCCUGCAGUAGAAAUAGGAGGCAGUCUGUCUGCGGCUUUCACUGUGCCUGUUAUCACCAUGUUCUUUGUGUUCUACCUGCUGGUGCUGCUGUCCUACAUGACAGUACUGAGGCAUAUCAGACGCUCACGUCGCAGCACCAACAUCACCACCUCCCAGGGCCUGCUGGGUAGGGUGUUCCGAAACAUCGUCGUCAUCCAGGUUGUUCUCUCAGUGUGUCUGCUGCCAUACCACAUCUUCAAACCCAUCUUCAUUUUUCUGGCCCAUUAUCAACGUCAGCUGACAUACCCACCCAGGACCAGCGCCUGGAACCACUGCCAUCCCCUCUCCACCUUCGUCGAGCUGAAGAACUGCCUGUUACUUCUGGCCGCACUGAGAGGUUCAACUGACCCUGUGAUGUACUUCUUCUUAGACAAGAACUUCCGUCAACAAACCCUCAUACUUUUUGGACACAACCGGAACAACCCCGGGGGCAGACCAGCGGCCUCCACUACUGCAGAUUUCAGUCGUGAAAGUGUUCUGUAGCUGAUUUUUAAAACUUGUGGGACAGAUUUUCCACAGAGUCUGGAGCAGAACGUUAACGUACUGUGGUUCAUCACGUUACACGAAGAACAAACUAGUUCAAUGGAUAAACACUCUCAAAAUCUCCACCAUACUAUUAGCUUGACUAUUGUGUAGAUGUGACUCACUGCCCACCUCUGAUGUUCUGGCAGGUAAGAUGUUUUUCAGUCUACAAAUAUAUAUAUACUAUAUAGAUAUAAACUGAUUAUAUGGACUGAUCUAUAGAUUAUAUAGACAUAAACUGCAAUGCUCCCAGUCUGAUUCUAGCCAAAGACUUUUGUUGCCAAAAGACUUGAAAUGUGAUAAAAACUCUGGAAAAAAGUUGUUGUCUCUCCAGUAUACAUGGAAAUGUUUGUAGUAGCAGCCUAUGAAUAUUUGAUAUCUGUGUCACAAACCUUGUUCUUUAAUUGUGUUUAAGUUAUUGAUGAGGGAUUACCAAGUGUGCACUGGUGUCUGUGCAGAAGGUGUGUGAGACUGUGUCGGGAGCGCCUGCAGAAGAAGACAUGCUCUGUGAAGUGGGGCCCCUGCAGACGUGCGUCCCCUGAGGGCCCCACGUGGGCUUUUCAGACUGAAGCCCAGCACGCACAGAGACAUGAAGGCAGAGAGAGGGGGAGAUGGUAGGAAGAGGAUUAUCCACGUCAUCCUCCCGAUUGUUCGGCUUCAUUACAGACGCCAGUCGCCCGUGUCAAAGAGUAUUACUUAAACCUCUGGGUGUCUGGGGCAUGUAUGUAUGUGAGAGUGUCUAUGUGCACUCUUGCUUUCAUUUGUUUGUAUAAGGAGACAGGCAGGAGUCUCCCCAGAGACGGCAUGAGUUCCAGUGGUCGUCCACUGUCGUCACAGUGAGUAUUGUUUAUGUUUGUUCAGAAAAAUCGCUGUCAGACGUGAAAAUCACCACCACCAGGCAGCACUUCCUGCACCAAA